CCCAAAUCGAUCGAACAUGGUCAAGACGUUGGCAACAUUGCUGAACCUGCUCUGUGCCCUGGUGCUCGCCAGCGCCAUGGGGCUGGAUGUGGAGUUGCCACAGGAAUAUCACAUCGAACCGAAGGAAUAUCAACAACUGAUGAAGCUGCAGUCUCUGGGCGUCGAUUUCGUACGAUACUUUCAAAACAUAACGAUGCAGGACUUGGAUAUACCCAGCACACGUCUGCCGAGCACGGAGGAUCUGCAGUGCAUGGCCGAUAUGAGUCUGUGGAUGAAGGGUCUAACCUCGGGCAGCUAUUGGUCUCUGAAAAUGAUCGAUGCGUGGGGCUCUAUUCCGUCGGGCAUACUGUACCUCAAUCUGGUCGAUAUCGGCAACUAUGGGGAGUGCAUCAAGAUUAGCCAGGAUGCCAUUAGGGGCAAAUACUGUCUUGCGGAGUUGCCCUUUCUCAGUUUACUGGGCGUCGAUUCGCCGAUCAUGCGGAGCAGCAAGCUCAAGAUUGGCAUUUGCUUUCCCUCCUCGUGUACGGCGGCACACAUGGACACGUUCCUGAACCAGGUUGUCCAGCAGGCUCUCGGCGUGACAAACACCGUGCAGCUGGUGAAUGAGAACACUUGCCGCACCGACGAACGUGAACCUCUCGAUGGUCUGACCAUAUUGGCAAUUGUGCUCCUCUCCAUAUUUGCUGGACUCGCACUUCUUGCCACCUUAUAUGAUUAUUUUCUGUGCCACGAUCAAACUCGUUUGCCGUCCGUGAUAAGGGUCUUCUCGAUACGCGCCACAUCCCGUGCCCUGUUCCGCAUCACCCAGCCCAAAUCCAAUCCGAAUGUCAUCGAUUGCCUGCAUGGCAUGCGCUGCAUGUCCCUCAUAUGGGUGGUCUUUGGACACGAGUACAUGUUCGGCAUGGUUGCUCCCAAUAUCAACCACGGCAGUCUGAUCCAUUGGAUCGAGAGACCUUUCGCCCGUCUCAUCAUACAAGCCGUAUUCGCCGUGGACACCUUCUUCUUCCUGAGCGGCCUGCUGGUGGUAAUGAUUGCGCUGCGCUCCAUGGAGAGAACAAAGGGCUGGCUGAAUGUCCCACUGAUGUAUCUGCAUCGCUAUCUGCGGCUCACCCCUCUCCUGGCCAUGGCCAUACUGGUCUACAUGACGAUGAUACCGGUGCUGGUCGAUGGUCCGCUGAAUAAGGGCUUCGACGAUUACAGCAAAUGCUCACGCACCUGGUACUUGACGCUGCUCUAUGUGCAGAACUAUGCCACCGAUGAUAUUUGUCUCAGCCAUAGCUGGUACCUCAGCGUGGACAUGCAGAUGUAUCUACUCUCCCCCAUACUGCUCUUUGCGCUCUACAAAUGGGGCAAAAAGGCGGCCAUUGGCGCUGUGGUGCUCAUAGUCCUGUUAACCGUUUGGCUGUUUACCGUCAUGAUGGUCAAGAAUAUUUCCAUGUUCGCCAAAAACGCUGGAAAUGGUCCAGAUGGUCGAAUGCUCUAUUUCGGCACUCACAUGCACGGCACACCUUGGCUAAUUGGCGGCGUUUUCGGCUAUUACCUGCACGCGAAUCGUGGCAAAUCCUUCAAGCUGAGCCGAGUCGCCGUCUGGACCGGCUGGAUAGCCGCCCUUGCCAUAUUGUUUCUGUGCGAAUUUGUGCUGCUGCCAUAUGUUGAGUGGACCGGUCCGGAUCUGUCGCAGCUGAGCGAUGCCCUCUACUAUUCGCUAACCCGCAUCGCCUGGCCGAUCGGCCUCUGCUGGGUGGUCUUUGCCUGCAUGCAGGGCUAUGGGGGCAUGGCCAACAGCUUCCUCUCCAGCCCGCUGUGGCAGCCCCUGUCGAAGCUCUCCUACUCGGCCUACGUGUGGCACAUUAUGAUACAGGAAAUAAAUGGCCGACGUACCCAGACCAGCACAUAUUUCUCCAACUACGAAAUGAUGCUGAAAUUCUGGGCGGACUUUGGCUUCACCGUGCUGACCGCCUACUUCAUGUACAUCAUCAUUGAGGCGCCGCUGGGCGGCCUGGAGAGCUUGAUGCUGCCCGUUCGCCGGCCCAGCCCAAAGGCAGCAAUCUCCGCCGAGUCCAAGCAGGCGGCAAUCGUGGAACCAGCUCCACAGCUCAACGAGAAGGCGCCCAUCCCACAGCUGGCGUCCGAUCUGGAAGCGGGCCCUGCUGUCUCGACGAGUGCUCCACCUGCGAGCACAUAAAGUGU
Molecule: messenger RNA, 2190 nt
Organism: Drosophila montana
Lineage: Eukaryota; Metazoa; Arthropoda; Insecta; Diptera; Drosophilidae
Product: nose resistant to fluoxetine protein 6-like
Exons: 8
Coding region: 17-2185 (722 amino acids)
Molecular function (GO): acyltransferase activity, transferring groups other than amino-acyl groups
Source: RefSeq, a predicted model, not a curated record